AUGGCAUUGAGUAUGUUUUGCGCAACCAGGGCUUCUCUGUAUCUGAUGAACAUGAACACCUCAGGUCCUUCCUCUAGAGGCUUUUCUUCUGUUGUAAAGAGUUUGAAGUAUGCCAAGUCGCAUGAGUGGGCGAGAGUUGAUGGGAAGUUGGCUACAAUAGGGUUGAGUGACUAUGCUCAAAAGCACUUGGGUGGUAUUAUCCAUGUUGAACUGCCUGAUACCGGUGAAGAUGUGGCACAAGGUGUUAGAUGUGGCACUGUUGAGUCUGUCCAAGCCAGCAAGGGCCUUCACUCUUCACUCUCUGGCAAUAUAGUUGAAGUAAAUGAAAAGCUUCGUACGACUGCUGGUUUGGUAAAUGCAAGUCCAUAUGAAGAUGGAUGGAUCAUGAAGGUGGAAAUGAGCAACAAAGAGGAGCUGAAUAAGCUAAUGGACUAUGAUGAGUACGUGAGCUAUGUGGAGAACAAGUUCCCAAACAUUGAUGAACCAGUUGCGAACACUUAGAUAUGUUGUAUCAUCAAUGUCAAGUUCAAAUGGCACUGUCGAUGUUGUGUAUUAGAUGAGUGCUUAUGUCACCUUUGUCAGUCCUGAUGUGGUAGGAGUAAUUUUGUUAUCUGCAUGGAUGGUUAAUUUGCAUUUCGAAAUUAAUUGCAACUCCUCGUCUUUGGAUUU
Messenger RNA from Fragaria vesca subsp. vesca, 669 nucleotides. RefSeq names its product glycine cleavage system H protein, mitochondrial-like. The transcript is spliced from 3 exons. The record is from RefSeq and is a predicted model, not a curated record. Gene Ontology annotation, cellular component: glycine cleavage complex; cytoplasm; mitochondrion. Gene Ontology annotation, biological process: glycine decarboxylation via glycine cleavage system; protein lipoylation. The coding region runs from base 1 to 501 and encodes 166 amino acids. Lineage: Eukaryota; Viridiplantae; Streptophyta; Magnoliopsida; Rosales; Rosaceae.